Molecule: messenger RNA, 1260 nt
Organism: Hordeum vulgare subsp. vulgare (domesticated barley)
Lineage: Eukaryota; Viridiplantae; Streptophyta; Magnoliopsida; Poales; Poaceae
Product: nucleolin
Exons: 1
Coding region: 16-1131 (371 amino acids)
Biological process (GO): regulation of DNA-templated transcription
Cellular component (GO): nucleus
Molecular function (GO): protein heterodimerization activity
Source: RefSeq, a predicted model, not a curated record
UGAGCGAAACGCUCGAUGGGCCUGAAGGAGAGCCAUUGGCCCAUGGGUUUCUGCAUGACAAAAAAGAGAGCAAAUAAAUGUUGGGCUUUCGCUGCCACACCGGCCAGGCCACUGCAUCAACCAAACGAGGUUUCUUCUGGCGCCGCACGCCCGCUCCGCCGCCGCCGCAAGAGUCCAUCGCGCGGGAAAAUUUCCCAGGCUCCCCGCCACUUCGCUCCACUACCCAAAUCCAAGCACCAUCCCCACCAAGAUCUGCCAAAUCCAAGCCCCCUAGCCAUGGCUACCGUCGCCGCCGCCGCCCCCGAGCACAUCGAGGCGAUGGAGCAAGUUGAAGGGGAGGAGCGGGCGGCUGGAGACGCCGCGGCGGCCACCGAUGACGUCGACGUGCCCACCGAGGCGAUGAAGCAAGUUGACGGGGAUGAGGCGGCAGCCACAGCCGCCGCUGACGAUGAUGCCGACGAGGCGAUGGAGGAAGUUGGAGGGGAUGAGGCGGCGGCGACGACAGCAGCCCCUGACGACGAUGCCGCCGAGCCGAUGGAGGAAGGUGAAGGGGAAAAGGCGGCGGGGAUCGACGCGGAGGAGGAGACGGCGGAAAUCGACGCGGAGGAGGAGGCGGCAGAGAUCGACGCGGAGGAGGAAGCGGAUGCUAGCGCGGAGGCGCACAUGGAGGCAUCGGAGCAGGUGGACGAGGAGGAGCGGGAGGAGGUCCACGCGGUGGCGGAGGAGGAGGAAGCGGAGGCCCAGCCGCUGCAGACGGCGCUCCCGUUGGGCAGGGUGAAGAGGAUCAUGCGGGUCGACAGCGAGGUAAAGAAGGUGACCGCCGAGGCGUCGCUGCUCAUUGCCGCGGCCACCGAGCUCUUCCUCGGCACCCUCGCCGCCGGCGCACACACUGCUGCCUCCCAAGGUGGCCGGCGGACGGUGCGCGCCGCGCACGUCCGGGCCGCGGUCCGCGCGCACCGCCCCACCGCCGACUUCCUCCUCGACUGCCUUCCUGCUGCCGCGGAGGCGGCGCCUCGCGUCGCCCGCUCCGGAUCCGAUGGCGCCGCCGCCGCCGUCGCUGAAGCAGCAGUGCGCAAGCCGCUGCCACGUGGGACCCGCCGCAUCGACGGAUUCUUCCAGAAGGUCACUUAGAGUUGUCUCUCUCCGUGUUGUUUAUGAACUGCUGCUCCAAGUGGUUAAAAUGUAUUCCUACCCUGCCAUGUGAUGGAAGUGGAACCUCUGAACUUUAUCUAUCUAAGUAUGCAGUUGUCUUUAACCUUA